AUGGCUUUGAGGUGGCAGGCGAGGCUGUCCAUUGCUGCCAUACUCUUCAUGUGCACCGAAGAUACGCUGAGCUUAGGGGAUCGAACGAUGGAUAACAUGGAUCGGCACCAGAGCCAAAGCCGGCCACGGAAUCAGUUGCUGGUGGACACAUCUGGGCAGAAGUCGCUCGAGCCUACGUUCGACCACACGCAAAACACGAACGUGACGGCGCUGAUCGGGGAGAGGGCUUAUCUCACGUGUAGAGUUCGGAACCUGGGCGACAAGACCGUAUCCUGGGUCAGGGCGAGGGACAUUCACAUUUUAACGGCGGGGGCGUAUAUAUACACGAGCGAUCAGCGAUUCGAAGCGAUCCGCGGGAAGAGCAAGGGCCAGAACAGCGAGUGGUCUGAAUGGACUCUUUGCAUAAAAUGGGCACAGGAGAGAGACCAGGGACUCUACGAAUGCCAGAUCUCGACCAUUCCCGUCAAGACGUAUCAGUUCCGCUUGAACGUCGUCGUGCCGACAGCGACGAUAUUGGGCGGUCCGGAUUUGUACGUGGGCGCCGGUAGCACGAUAAACUUGACGUGCGCUAUACACUUCAGCGCGGAGCCACCAGCCUUCAUCUUUUGGUACUACAACGGGAAGGCGCUGAGCUACGACAGUCCCAGGGGCGGCGUCUCGGUGAUAACCGAAAAGGGUGGCGACAUCACCACCUCCUGGCUCCUUAUACAGACGGCGCAACCCUCGGACUCUGGGGAGUACAGCUGCAAGCCCAGCAACGCCAAUACGGCGUCCAUCAAAGUUCACGUAUUGAAUGGCGAACGACCGGAGGCGAUGCAGACUGGAACGGCGGGACCGAUUUUAUCCUCGAGCUGUCUUUUGGUGUCUCUGAUCAUUUUGUACAUAUCGUCGGUGUAA
Messenger RNA from Dufourea novaeangliae, 897 nucleotides. RefSeq names its product cell adhesion molecule 2-like. Gene Ontology annotation, biological process: synapse organization. Gene Ontology annotation, cellular component: neuron projection membrane. The coding region runs from base 1 to 897 and encodes 298 amino acids. The transcript is spliced from 5 exons. Lineage: Eukaryota; Metazoa; Arthropoda; Insecta; Hymenoptera; Halictidae. The record is from RefSeq and is a predicted model, not a curated record.